Ochlerotatus camptorhynchus is the source of this 596-nucleotide messenger RNA. RefSeq names its product adult cuticle protein 1-like. NCBI's taxonomy places the organism in Eukaryota, Metazoa, Arthropoda, Insecta, Diptera, Culicidae. The transcript has 2 exons. The record is from RefSeq and is a predicted model, not a curated record. The coding region runs from base 51 to 464 and encodes 137 amino acids.
CCGCAACCUACUUCCUUGGAAGACGAACGCAACCAGCUAACAGACCAAUCAUGAAGUGCAUGGUAGCUGCAGUCAUCUUGGCUCUGGCCGUCGUCUCGGAAGCUGGAGUUGUUCCUGCCUGGCCCUACGGAGUGGCCCACUGGGGAGCCCCAACAGUGAUCCAGUCCAACGUGCUGGCCCAUCCAUACGGAGCGCUGUCUCACGCGGCUGUCCAUGCUGUCCAUGCUGCCUACCCAGCUGUUCACGCCGCGCACUGGCCAGCUGCCGUUCCAGCUUACCACGCAGCUGCCCCGUACCACGUCGCCCCACAUGCCCCAGCUGGCUCGGUUGCCCACCACGCUGGAGUCGUCCCAGGAGCCGUCUCGGUCACCGCCAACCGUGGCUCCGUUCAUGUAGCCCCACUCGCCGGACAUGCCGUUUCGCAGCAGCAGCUGAAUCUGGCUCCUGCUCCUGGAACCAUCUAAAUUGGAGAACACCGGAAUCGGGAACGCCUGACCCAUGCUAGUCACCGGAACUGAGAAGGAUUCCUGUUUGAUGAUUCUCCAUGAUCUACUUUCUCUACACUGUCUAUCACUCUGUUGUUCAAAAGUGCACUC